Molecule: messenger RNA, 1245 nt
Organism: Exophiala xenobiotica
Lineage: Eukaryota; Fungi; Ascomycota; Eurotiomycetes; Chaetothyriales; Herpotrichiellaceae
Exons: 1
Coding region: 1-1245 (414 amino acids)
Source: RefSeq, a predicted model, not a curated record
AUGAAGGACACCCUCGACAAAGAAGCUCGCGAUACAUUGCUGAGCACGUUGUCCCUCGGUACAAUAUCGAGUUCCACAACCAGGCUACAUGAUACUCCUUUUUGUCGACCGUCUGAUCAGAAUGCUAGUACCUUCCGUGAUAUAGGGCGAGGCAGCUGUGGCAGCAUCUUUGAAAUUCCAGGAACACCGUACGCCAUCAAGAAAGGUGCCAACACGACCGCGAUAUGGAACGAUUUCAAUCUCACAAAUCUCGCAUACAACUCCGCCCUCGAAACGAUGGGUCUCAUCGAGUACGAGUUCGCAGACCGCCGAGUCCCACGAGUACCCAAAGCCCAAUACUUUAACACACCAGAUUCUGAAUGGUGGUCUCUGCCCGAAAAUGUGUCCAGGCUCCCCAAAAAAGAUCAGGUUAAGGGCGCGAUCUUUCAUCUUGAUCGGAUUUGGCCAGUCGUCCAGGAUGCUAGACAAGCACUCACCCGGACAUUCUUCAAGAAGGGCGACCACACACAACGGGAUGUUCUAGAUAACGUUGAGAAUAGAGAUUGCCUCGUUCGCCUCUACUUUGGCGACAACUGUCCUACUGCCAAAUGGUACGACAGCUCACAGUCCCUUCGAAACUUCCCUCUCUACCUUGACCAAGCCAAGAUGCUUGGACUCGACGUCGACGCCUAUGCUGAAGAGAUGGCCAUUGGACUUGCAAUCCUACAUUGGCAGGCACAAAUUGACUCACAAGACACCGAGUUCGUGAUCGGUACCUCAACAACGACAGUACGCGGAACCUACUACUCGGACCACGAUUCUGCUCCGCCACCGACUUCUACAUCAGACGACUUUACGCAACGAGAGACCGGGCUCUGGAUGCUCGACUUUGACAAGUGUACUGAAGUCGAUUUGGAAUCGUGCUCACCGUCGGAAGUGGUUCAGAAAUACUUUGUUGCCGUUACUGGCAACGAUCCGUAUUUCCCACACCCUGGAAAGGACGUCGACUUGUGGAGCACCUUCCGCGACGUGUAUCUACGGGCCAGUCGCAUCAUCCUUCAGGCUAGAAGAUUGGAUUGGGCUAUCGCUGGACUCCCCCUAGCCCUGAUACAGCGAUGGGAGAAAUGGGGCAACAUGGACGUCCAGUUCCAGGACGAUGAUCCUUUCGAGAGGGGAUCUAAUGACGAGGAAGAGGACGAGGAAGACGUGGAGGACAACGAGGAGGAGGACGACGAUGUCUCUGAGGAGGAUGACGCGGUUAUCUAG